Molecule: messenger RNA, 569 nt
Organism: Hordeum vulgare subsp. vulgare (domesticated barley)
Lineage: Eukaryota; Viridiplantae; Streptophyta; Magnoliopsida; Poales; Poaceae
Product: small EDRK-rich factor 2-like
Exons: 2
Coding region: 166-369 (67 amino acids)
Source: RefSeq, a predicted model, not a curated record
GCGCUUCCGGAACCUACCCCGCGGCCCUACAUAUACACCGCCACACGCCCCACCCCCGUUCCGACCUCACGAUCCAAAACCACAACAAUUAUACUACGACCUGCCCCCUCCCUCUCUCCGUCAAUCUUUCUCCCGUCCCCCAAAUCUCUCUACCUCGGAGCGGCCAUGACUCGCGGCGACCAGAGGGAGCGGGACAGGCAGAGGGCGCAGGCGCGGAAGCCGGGGAGCAAGGGCCGCGACGACGGGCUCACGCCGGAGCAGCGACGAGAGAGGGACGCCAAGGCGCUGCAGGAGAAGACCGCCAAGAAGGCGGCGCAGGCAACGAAGGGGGCCGACGACGCCAAGAAGAACGCCGCCGGCAAGAAAUAGUAGCACCCGGGUUCCGUCCCUGCGGCAUGUUGGAUCUGGUCUGUCAUGACGUCGAGAUGUUCUGAUGUAAAAUUCUGUCCGAUCUGGUCGCUCCCUGCUUGUAACACAAACUCGUUCAGCGCCUCCAGAUCGGCCCCCGUGUUGUUGAUGCCUGAUUCGUGGAUCUUAAAUGCAAUGAGAUUAAGGCCCAGUUCGUUUUA